AUGCCCAAGGCUACCAGCUCCCGUGCGGCCGCGGCCCGCCGCCAUAACCCUCUAGCAGAGGAUAUCUCCUCUGCGGGGCAGUUGCGCACCCAAACUGGAAAGAAAGAAAAGCGACGAACCCAGGAUGGCGAGGAUGGUGAAGAAGCGCAACAGCAGCGCUUUAUCGAUGCCAAGAUGUCCCGCAAGAUUCUGCAGAUUGGACAGGAAUUGGCAGAUGAGGAUGCCGCUGAGCGAGAACUCACUAAGGGUGCUAUGCAACCUAAAUCCAAUGCCGCUUUUGAAUUUGAUACCCGAUUUGAAGAGGAGCCAUUGUCGGACGACGAGAACUUCCAGAACGAGGAAGAAUGGGUAGACGAUGAGGUCGAGCAAGUGGAAGUUGAUCCUAACGACCUUGAUAUGUUCAACAAAUUCAUGCCUGGCCACGAAGAAGACCCCAUUUUCCACCCCAAAGACCCUGCGGCAGCCGGUCAAACGACAAAUCUUGCGGACUUGAUUUUGGAGAAGAUUGCCGAGCAUGAAGCUAAGCUGGCUGGUGAGACUGUUGGUGGGCCACAUAUUCAAGGUGGGGGAGAUGCCGAGGAUGCUGUUCAGAUCCCGGCCAAGGCCAUCGAAGUCUACGAGAAGGUUGGAAUGAUUCUUUCUCGCUACAAGUCUGGCCCGCUCCCCAAGCCGUUCAAAAUUCUUCCAUCUGUGCCCAACUGGCCGACCCUCCUCGAUAUCACGCAGCCCGAGAGAUGGACCGCCAAUGCCGUCUACGCCGGUACUCGCAUCUUCAUCUCCUCCAAGCCACACGUAGCCCAGGAGUUCAUCAACAGUGUGCUGCUGGAGCGUGUCCGCGAAGAGAUCCACGAGACCAAGAAGGUUAACGUUCACACCUACAACGCCAUGCGCAAGGCCCUUUACAAGCCGGCAUGCUUCUUCAAGGGAUUCCUUUUCCCUCUCGUUUCCGGCGGUACCUGUACCUUGCGCGAAGCUCACAUCGUCUCCUCUGUGAUUUCCCGUGUCUCGAUUCCAGUACUUCACUCCGCUGCCGCCCUUCUCCGCAUGUGCGACCUAGCCGCUGAGCAGUCCUUGCGAUCCAUAGAGAGCACAGGUUCAGUGAACACAUUUAUUCGUGUCUUCUUGGAAAAGAAAUAUGCCCUUCCCUACAAGGUCAUUGAUGCUCUUGUCUUCCACUUCAUGCGCUUCCGUGCCGCCGACGGAGCGGAGGAUAGUCUAAUGGAUGGAAGCUCCAAGGGAUAUAAGUUGCCCGUUCUAUGGCACCAAUCUCUCCUGGUCUUUGCGCAGCGAUACCGAAACGAUAUCACCGAGGAUCAGCGUGAAGCUCUUCUCGACCUGUUGCUGGUCCGGGGACACAAAGAUAUCGGACCUGAAGUUCGACGAGAGUUGCUCGCUGGUCGUGGUCGGGGAGUGGUUCUUCCUAACCCGGAGGCCCAGAGUGCUCUUGAUGCGGGCGAUGAUACUAUGGAUGUGACUAUGUAG
Messenger RNA from Penicillium angulare, 1482 nucleotides. RefSeq names its product snoRNA-binding rRNA-processing protein ENP1. Lineage: Eukaryota; Fungi; Ascomycota; Eurotiomycetes; Eurotiales; Aspergillaceae. The record is from RefSeq and is a predicted model, not a curated record. The transcript is spliced from 3 exons. Gene Ontology annotation, biological process: rRNA processing. The coding region runs from base 1 to 1482 and encodes 493 amino acids. Gene Ontology annotation, molecular function: snoRNA binding. Gene Ontology annotation, cellular component: nucleolus; cytoplasm; preribosome, small subunit precursor.